Paramormyrops kingsleyae is the source of this 2548-nucleotide messenger RNA. NCBI's taxonomy places the organism in Eukaryota, Metazoa, Chordata, Actinopteri, Osteoglossiformes, Mormyridae. The record is from RefSeq and is a predicted model, not a curated record.
UGGAUCUAUGUUCCCCAUGCCCCGGGUGAUCUACGCUAUGGCGGAGGACGGCCUCUUGUUUCGCUUCUUGUCUCGCAUGAACAAGAAGACGAAGACUCCACUGCUGGCUACCCUGGUCUCUGGCUUUGUGGCAGCUCUGAUGGCUUUCUUGUUUGACCUGGCUGCACUGGUGGAUUUGAUGUCCAUCGGCACCCUGCUGGCUUAUACGUUGGUGGCUGUUUGCGUGCUCAUCCUGCGGUACCAACCCGGCAGCCUGGGUGCGCACAGGCCCAGCGAGAAGCCGGAGGUGCUGGUGGAAAGAGCCCCUAUGACACCGGGAGACAGCAGCGAUGAGUUGGAGACACUGCCGGUGAAGGAGAGAUUCUCCCUAAGGCUGCUGUUAGAGCCGGACUCUGAGUCACCCACCAAGACCUCGGGCCUCAUCGUUUACGUGGCCACAGCAGCCGUUUGUGUGUUCUUCACACUGCUGUGUGUAGUGCUGGCCCUGUGCAGCAUGAGCAGCCAGCCUGCGUGGCUGAGUUUGUGUGGCAUCCUGGCCCUGCUGUCUGCCUUCUGCUUGCUGGUCAUCUGGAGGCAGCCACAGAGCAGGGAGGCUCUCACCUUUAAGGUGCCCCUGCUUCCUGUUUUGCCACUGGUCAGCAUGUUUGUCAACAUCUACCUGAUGAUGCAGCUGGACUGGGCCACCUGGUGUCGUUUUGCUGUGUGGAUGAUCAUGGGGUUUGUCAUAUACUUCACCUAUGGGAUCUGGAACAGCUCAGAAGCUGUGAGGAACUCAACCAAGAGCCCUGAGGCCAUCCUUAGAGGCAAGAGCCCCAUCUACAUGGCUGGGGAUGAGAGCGAAGCAGAGGCGAUGGCCCCAUGACAGAGUCCCCUCCCACACGACCCCUCCCCUCAAACCACCUGUCCUCCCCACCCCAAUGUCUCCCAGCAUAUAUCCUGUCCUGUGAUUGGACGACCCAGAGGUCAAUGGGGUCAAACUGUGUCAUCUCCCCACAGGAUUGAGUGAUGGGUGUGCACGACUGGGCUCGCCUCUGUCAUUCUCUUUCUUUCUCUCUCUCCCUCUCAGACAAGCUGCAAGUGCAGGUCGUGUAGAAGUCUUAAGAAAUCGGUGUCGUUGCCGUUGGUUACAUAGUGCAGUUCCCUCACGCACAGUGUUACGUUAGAGGUCAUCCAUCCAUUUUAACGUCCAACUUCCCAAUGCCUCGUCCACAUUGUCGGCUAAAAAGCGGAGCUAGUCCUUCCAACACCGUGCCACUGACCAGUGGUCUGGCCCAGUCCCCGACCCUCUCAUCUGGCCAGUAGCUCAAGCUCGGCACCCCUGCAUCCCGCUCCUGGACGGAUAAAGCUGGACCUGGUACCAUAUCACUAGGGUGCUUGUGGAUCUACUUGUGGCCAGCAGGAGUUUCAGAAUCAGGGAGCUCCUGAGAGAGAGAGUGUCAUGCCCCCCCAUCACAGGGACAGGAACGUCGAAAAACUUGACAAGCAUGAGCCAGCUCUUAUUUCUCAUUUUCUGAGAAAUUGUUGCUUAAGAGUUUCUUUUUAUUUUUGAAUGUGUACAAAUAGAUUUUAAGAAACAUCCUUAUGAACAUACAUGAGAUACUUUCAUGUAUAUUUUGUAAUAUACAUAAAUAUUUAUGUAUGUGCAACAUUUGACAAGGGUCUACAGCUUUGUAUGACUAAUGAAACUGACAGUAAUACCCCAGCUAACCUAUAAAACCUAUAACCUAUAAAAGUGUCAUUAAAUAUGAGCCCUUCUCAGUUAUUGGUUGAAUUUGUGGCCAAAGACAAGUUUACCUUUUUCAUUCCUUUACAUGCCAUUUAAAAAAAAACUUGUGCACUUAAUAUCCAGUGUACGCAGUACAUAUCACCUUGAAUGACCUACAGAGUGGAAGAUCGUGGGUUUGAUGGCACAGCACAUUUUCCUUGUGAGUCUUUUGGUGUUCUAGUAUUGAACUACAGUUGACUCGCUUUGUUGAUGUAAUAGCUGUUGUAUAAAGUACUGUGUUUAAUAUGGAAGUGUUUCGUUAAAUUCUGUAUAUUGUGGUUUUUUUGGAGCAGAAUCUGUGACGUUAAAAUUCUUUAAAGUUGAACUUACAUAAUGUUGCAGUGCAUGAAGUAGUGUUUUAAUUUUUUUUUUGAGUUAUACACUUUUGGCCAAUUGGCCAGAAAAAUCAUUGACACUCUUAAGAACUUUUGCCAGAGCUUUGCUUAUAUUUUGUUUAUAUCUGUUUCUUUAUUUGCUUACUUAAAAAAACCCUUUGUAGUAUUGGCUCCCAUCGCUACUGUAGCAUUGUCACUGCUGGGGCGGAGUUUGGUCUUAGGCCGCCCCCCAGCAGUGCUGGAAUGUGCUCUUAUCUGGCAGGUUCUGGAAAAAACCUCAGCCCAGAGUAGUAGGUCUUUGCUGGUGACUGGGUCAAAGGCAGAUUUCUUUAGGAGGAUGGGGAUUUGCUUUGAACAGAAGCAGCCAUUGUUUUCACAAGGCAUGUUAGUGAUCCCCUUGCUCUGUCAUCGCCAAGGGCUCCAUGAGGUGAAGUCUGAAUGAUUGUUU